ACCACCUAAAUAAGAGGAGUCAGGAGUGGCAAUGUGUCAGAGACAAUGGCAAGGCUGUGGAAGGCAUCUGUAUUGGUGGUGGCCUUGGCUCUGGUAGCCUGUGAAGCCCAGGGUCCACCAACAUAUGAGGAUAUUGUUGAGCAGGCCGUAGAGGCAUUUAACAAUGGGUGUCCAGGGAAGCCCCUCUUCCGCCUGAUAGAUGUCACCAUGCCAUCUGACCAGAAUCCCACUAGCAAUUUUCCACUCAAGUUCAGUAUUAGCGAGACAGACUGCAUCUCCGUCCCGGAAAGACAGCCUCAAAACUGCAACUUCCUGGAAAAUGGGGAGGAUCGAAACUGCAGAGGUCAAUUCAUCAGAAGGCGGCUCUCAACCUCCUUGACCUUGAGCUGUGACAGAGAUUGCAGUAGAGAGGUGAGCAGCUUGCUGCCCCGCAUCUCCUCCAGGUUUCUCACUGCAGAGGUCCAAUCCUGA
Molecule: messenger RNA, 471 nt
Organism: Peromyscus eremicus (cactus mouse)
Lineage: Eukaryota; Metazoa; Chordata; Mammalia; Rodentia; Cricetidae
Product: neutrophilic granule protein-like
Exons: 3
Coding region: 46-471 (141 amino acids)
Biological process (GO): defense response
Cellular component (GO): extracellular region
Molecular function (GO): cysteine-type endopeptidase inhibitor activity
Source: RefSeq, a predicted model, not a curated record